Messenger RNA from Rattus norvegicus (Norway rat), 9027 nucleotides. The record is from RefSeq and is a predicted model, not a curated record. NCBI's taxonomy places the organism in Eukaryota, Metazoa, Chordata, Mammalia, Rodentia, Muridae.
ACUCUUAAAACGGGGUUGGGGAUUUAGCUCAGUGGUAGAGCGCUUGAGGCCCUGGGUUCGGUCCCCAGCUCUAGGGAAAAAACAAAACAACAACAACAACAAAAUUCUUAAAACAAUGAGUUAAGAUCUAAGAAAAGUAGUCAGAAAGUAAAAUAAACACAAAUUCAGCCUUAAAAUUGGUCCAAUGUUAGGUGAAAUGACAAAGGCGGGCACUUGCCAUAUACAUGGGAAAUUGUAAUGACAUGGGUAAACAAAAUGAUUCAUAUGAUUUUCUUUAAUGGUGGGGAAAGUGUCAUUUAAACUUGUAUGAGCAAUGCAAGUAUUCGUAGAAGAAACUUGAAGAGAAGAUGAAGAAGGGUGACCCUAAACCAGUUCACUCCUACCUGCAUACAUCUUACACAGCAGUCGUGAGGAUAUUGCAAAGGAAGUCACAGUCACACACUUCCUUCUUUUACUGAAUGCUAUAGGAAUAUACUUUCUGUUUCAAAUAAGUAAUACACAAUUUGAAAUUGGCUCAUUUUUAUAACUAUAGAACAUAGACAUUGGACUUUUCAUUUUAAAUGUAUGUGUUCUUAUGUCAGGUUAUGCAUGCACACACACAGGCACACACCACACACGCACACACACACACACACACACACACACACAGAGAGACAGAGACAGACUGACGCUUACGCACAUGCUCACACACACACACAGCCAGGGAUCUCCAGGAGCUGGAGUUAUGGUAAUGGUAAAAUACCAGAUGUGAGCACCAGGACUCUAAUUUGGAUUCUCUGAAAGAAUAGAACAUGCUCCUAAACUGAGCCAUUCCUUCAGACCAAGAAUUUUUCAUAUUUUCCACUUCUUGUUGGGGUGGCAUUAAACUAAGACCAUAGAAUUUGUAUACAGUUUGGCCACUAGAUGGUGCCCACACAGAAUGGAUUUACAUACAUGAGAGUGGUGUGUGUGUGUGUGUGUGUGUGUGUGUGUGUGUGUGUCUGUGUCUGUCUGUCUGUCUGUCUGCUCACUUUUCUAAAUAAAUAGCAUUCUUUGUUCACUAAAAUUACUUAAUAUGUGGUAUUGUAAUUAUACUUAAAAGGCUUCUGGGUUUAUUUGUAAGUUUGGAAAUAUGUUUGCAAAUAAUCAAGGACUUAUUAUCUGUAUAAUUUUGAACUAUCUUUACUUCUUGUUAAAUGUUCUGUAUUAUAAAACGUCUAUUACACUCCCAAGCUUAUGAUGUUCAAGUAUUGCAUAAUGACCAUUAAAUAUAUACUUUGCUGGGUGUAGUGGUGCACACCUUUAAUCCCAACACUUUAAUUCUAGGGACAGAGGAAGGCAGCUCUUUAUGAGUUCAAGGUCUUCCAGGAGUUCCAGUUCAGCUAGGGGUACAUAGUGAAACAUUGAUUCAAUAUGUGUGUCUGUGCACAUGCACAUACAUGUGCAUACAUGCAUAUUGUAUUAGUCUAGUUUCUCUAGAGAAGCAGAACUGCUAGAAUGAAUAGAUGUAUUUAUAUGUUAUAUAACAUAUAUCUUACAUAGAAGUCUUACAUUAUAUAUCUAUCUCAAUAGACAGAUAUCUUACAAAGCUAUGGUCCAGCUGUUCUAACAAUAGCUGUUUCCUGACAAAAGUCCAAGAAUCCAAUAGUUGUUCAGUCCAUAUGGCUCACCAUCUCAGCUUGUCUUGAGUGCAUAUCAGAAUCCUGAAGAAGUAGGCCCUUCAGUGAAGGAAUGAACUUGACAGUUAGAAGCGAGAGCAAGCAGACAGAGAGCAAAACCUUACUUCUUCCAUGUCCUUUAUAUAGGCUGCUAUCACAGAAGAUGGGUCUUCCUACUUCAAAUGACUUAGUCAAGAAGAUUUUCUUGCACUUGUGCCCAGCAGUUUAGGCUUUCGUCAAUCCCAGAUAUAGUUAAGUUGACUGCCAAGAGUAGCCAUCACAUGUAUGUGUAUGUGUACUUUGCUUCACUAAAUUAAGCUUUCUCUAGUUGUUGAGUUUAGAAUGCUAGUGUGGAAUUCUAGUGGAGAGAUUGCUCAGUAAUUAGGAGCACUUGGUGCUUUUCCAGAGAAAUUGUGUUUGGUUCCCAGUAUCCACAUUAGGUGAUACAACCACCUGUAAUUUCAGUUCUAGUGGACCCAAAGCCCUCUAUUCUGGCCUCCAUAGGCACCAGCACACAUGUGACAGACUAGAGUCACAAAAACAUAUGAAUAAAUAAUUUUAAAGGAAAAGUGAAACUGUGUAAAAUGUUAAUUUCUGUAAAUCCUAAGAGGUUAAGAGCAGUUAUUUUUGUGGGUUGUUUUAGAUAGCAUAUUACUUUUACUCAUGAUUCCAAGCAAGCUUUCCAGAUUUUUCUAUAAUGAACUUAAUUUGUUGUAGUGGGGUUAAUCUCUCAGCUUUGUUGUAGAGUGAGGCUCCUGUAAAGCAAAUGCAUCCCUCGACCCAGCUGUGGUCUGACAGUCACAGUGUUUGGUGUUGCACUGAUCUGUGUGCAUGCACCGUCCUGCAGUCAGUGACCCGUCCUGCAGUCAGUGACCCAUCUAGAGCCUAGAAUUCUGUUCUUUGGAUAACAAGAAAUUUGUUUUUGUAGAGCAGCUUUUUGAGAAUUAGGAAGUUGUAUAGUAAAUAGAUUGAAUGGGGAUUUUUUAUAUUAUAACAUAUUUAGUUGGGCUUUGGAGAAACUUGGAAUGGAGUGGUCUCUCCACUUUGAAUUGUACCCAAGCUCUGUGACUUUCUAGGAUGAGUCUGUGUACACUGAAGGAUUAUUCUUGUGUCUGUAUUGAUACUGUUUGCAAUUUGAGGGAGGAGGCUUUGCAUUUAGUAUUUGUCUUCAGUGUCCUUGUCAUAAUCCAUAAUAUCAAGGCCUGUAUCGAAACUAGAGUGUUUUGUUUUGGAAUCAAAACAAACACACACAUUUUGGAAUCAAACUAAUGACUAUAAUCUCUAUAUGGACUGUAUUAAUGAGUUCGUUAUUAACUUCCUGGACCAUAAUAUCACUUUGUUUUUUAGGAGGUCUUAUUUGUUUCUUCAAAGAAGAUUCUUAGAUCUAUAUCACCUAUUAAUGUUUUCAUAUAUUCCUUUAUUGAACAUUAGUAGAAUAAUCUCUUUAGAACCACAGUUUGCAAGCUAGUUUCCUAGUCCUUGAAAAUAAACACCGACCUUUGCUCUAAUCUCCCUCUGGGAUGGUGUCUUAUCCCUGAGAAUGGAUUCCACAUGGGUCUCUGCUCUUUAGGGAAUGUCUUAGGUAAGGUUUCAAUGAGAUAGUAUAGACAUCUUUUCAUCUUGAGUCAGAUUUGCAGUGGACUCAAGGUGUGGCCUGUAAUACCGUGUCUAGUAGGUUACCUUUCACUCCUGCCUGGAAGUACAGACAUAAGAGAUUUCUGUCCACAUCUCAAAAAUGCUGUGACUGGGCCUGGAGUGUAUAAUGUAUUCAUACAGGACGAAGAAUUGUUUCCAUUAUUAUCAAGUAGCACUUUUGUUCAUGUAUACGUUGUCAACGGACAUAUAUUGUAACAUAUACUAAUACAGCAUAGCAUGGCUUGUACCUCAGAAUCUGCUUCUUAAACUUGAGGGUGUUAAGAGUUACUUAGGGGGCUUUUUAACCAGCACUCCAUGGGGGCUAGAGAGGUGUCUCAGUGGUUAGGAGCAUGUGCUAUUCCUCCAGAGGAUCUGAGCUGAGGAGUUCAGGCAUCCAUAACAGACAGUUUCCAAGCACCUGCAGCUACAGCUCCCAGGAACUGAUACUCUGAUGCCCUCUUCUGGCCUUCCUUGUCACUUGCGUACGUGUGGCUUAUACACACACACACUGAAGCAUUUAGAGAUUUUAUAUUAAACAUCAGGCAAUCCUAAGAUUAACUACUAUGAUAAAAAAAAUACAGGAAAAAUAUUGAUUUUUUUUUUUGAAAAUGCUCAUUAAUUUAGAAAUCAAGCAGCAUUACUUCAUGAGCAGAGUAGUAUUUAUACAGUGUUUUAUGGGGAAAAAGGGAAUCAUUGGUGUUCUUUUGUAUAUUUUAAACUCAUAAUCUUGUAACUUUAAUGAUUAUUAUAUACUAGAAGGACAGUGCUGAUUACUUCUUAACAGUUCUUUUUAAUAUAAAAGUUACAGUGGCCAUUUAUGUACUUUUCCGAUUAAUCUGUUCUAGAUUCAGUAAUUAAAGCAUUAGAAAUUAAUACAUGAUUAAUUUAAAUGAUUAGAUUAAAAUGAUUUUGCUAUAUUAUAAACAUAUUAGAUCCUCAGAAUUCCACACAUGGUAUCUUAAAAACAAUUUGAAAACCAGUGCUAAAUAAUGUAAGAUUCAUUCUUACAUUUGUGAAUUCUUACAUUCUUACAUUCUUACAUUUACAAAAUUUGUGAAUAGCAGAUAUUCUUUUAAUGAAAUUACUUUAACAAUCAGAGCUGUUAGCAAAAGAAACCUUUUAUUUAAAAUUCAGUUCAUAUUUAUUAUUUAUGUAAGCAGUGAAGAUGCCAUUGGGUUUUACUCUAUGCCGAUUGAAACUUAGUAACCCGGGCUUUCUCCACCCAAUGCGUUAAAGCAGUCAUCCCCAAAGGGUCCUGGUAGCCCAGUGUUUAUAACAUCCUUCUUUACCUGCUAAUCGACCUCACUUCCUGGAUUUCAGUCCGGGUCUAGUUCUCAGCUAACAAAAGAACAGCUUUUGGUUCCUGCAGACGCUGGUGAAAAAAUAAUCACGAGAGAGAAAUCCACCUUAUGUCGUCUUUUUCUGUCUGCAAAAAUAAACUCAGCCACUAUACAGCUAACAGGUACAGAAGGAAGAUACAGGCUCGGUCAUAGGAAGAAACUGCAGAGAAAAUGAGCAUCAUUUCUCAAGGUUUUUAUUUCCCUGAUCUACAAGUGAUGCUGCUGUAAUUCUAGCUGCAGUUCUCACCGAUCAUUCACCACUCAGCAGCUGGUAGAGAAGUCAGACUGCCUGGCAACCACCUGCAGGGCUGCAGAGAUGAAUUACAUUUUCGGAAACAACACACUUCUGUACUCUCGCGCCAGUCGAGGAGGCAAUGCUAGCUCUAGCCAUGGCUCAGUAGGCCCUAAGCAGAAGCACUGGGCAAAGAAGGGCUCGUCAGACGAGCUGCAGGCUGAGCCAGAGCCUUCACGCUGGCAGCAGAUAGUUGCAUUCUUCACUCGAAGACACAGCUUUAUUGACUGCAUCUCGGUAGCCACCAGCUCCACCCAGCCCACAGAAGCUGUUCCUCCCUCCUCUCCCAUUGUCCCUGUGACCCCUGCCUUGCCAGUCCCUGCUGAGAGUCCUGUCGUCCUGCCCUCCACACCACAGGCAAAUCCUCCUCCUGUGCUGGUCAACACAGACAGCUUGGAGACACCAACUUAUGUUAAUGGUACUGAUGCAGAUUAUGAAUAUGAGGAAAUCACACUUGAAAGGGGAAAUUCAGGCCUUGGUUUCAGCAUUGCAGGAGGUACAGACAACCCACACAUUGGAGAUGACUCAAGUAUUUUCAUCACCAAAAUUAUCACGGGAGGAGCAGCUGCCCAGGAUGGAAGAUUGCGGGUAAAUGACUGUAUACUGAGAGUAAAUGAAGCAGAUGUUCGUGAUGUAACCCACAGCAAAGCAGUUGAAGCAUUGAAAGAAGCUGGAUCGAUAGUGCGAUUAUAUGUGAAAAGGCGGAAGCCAGCCUCAGAAAAAAUCAUGGAAAUAAAACUUAUUAAAGGCCCUAAAGGUCUUGGGUUCAGCAUUGCUGGAGGUGUUGGAAACCAGCACAUUCCUGGGGAUAACAGCAUCUAUGUAACCAAAAUAAUUGAAGGAGGUGCAGCACACAAGGACGGCAAACUUCAGAUUGGAGACAAGCUUCUAGCAGUGAACAGUGUCUGUUUAGAAGAAGUUACUCAUGAAGAAGCAGUGACUGCCUUAAAGAAUACAUCUGAUUUUGUUUAUUUGAAAGUGGCAAAACCAACAAGUAUGUAUAUAAAUGAUGGCUAUGCACCACCCGACAUCACUAAUUCUUCUUCUCAGUCUGUUGACAACCAUGUUAGCCCGUCUUCAUACUUGGGCCAGACUCCAGCGUCACCAGCCAGAUACUCACCCAUUUCUAAAGCAGUGCUUGGAGAUGAUGAGAUCACUAGGGAACCUAGAAAAGUUGUUCUUCAUCGUGGCUCAACGGGACUUGGUUUCAACAUUGUGGGAGGCGAAGAUGGAGAAGGGAUUUUUAUCUCUUUCAUCCUUGCUGGGGGACCUGCUGACCUAAGCGGAGAGCUCAGAAAAGGAGAUCGCAUUAUAUCGGUAAACAGUGUUGACCUCAGAGCUGCAAGUCAUGAACAAGCAGCUGCCGCAUUAAAAAACGCAGGCCAAGCUGUCACUAUUGUCGCACAGUAUCGGCCUGAAGAGUACAGUCGUUUUGAAGCUAAAAUUCACGACUUGCGGGAGCAGAUGAUGAACAGCAGUGUCAGCUCAGGGUCAGGGUCUCUCCGAACCAGCCAAAAGCGGUCCCUCUAUGUCAGAGCCCUUUUUGAUUACGACAAGACUAAAGACAGUGGCCUUCCCAGUCAAGGGUUGAACUUCAAAUUCGGAGAUAUUCUCCAUGUUAUCAAUGCUUCUGAUGACGAGUGGUGGCAGGCCAGACAGGUGACCCCAGAUGGUGAGAGUGACGAAGUUGGAGUAAUUCCUAGUAAACGCAGAGUUGAGAAGAAAGAACGAGCCCGAUUAAAAACAGUCAAAUUCAAUUCUAAAACAAGAGGAGAUAAAGGGCAGUCAUUCAAUGACAAGCGUAAAAAGAACCUCUUUUCCCGAAAAUUUCCCUUCUACAAGAACAAGGACCAGAGUGAGCAGGAAACAAGUGAUGCUGACCAGCACGUAACUUCUAAUGCCAGCGAUAGCGAAAGUAGUUACCUAAUCUUGAUUACAGAUGAAUAUGGCUGCUCAAAAGGUGGUCAAGAAGAAUAUGUUUUAUCGUAUGAGCCGGUGAAUCAGCAAGAAGUUAAUUAUACCCGACCAGUCAUCAUAUUAGGACCUAUGAAAGACAGAGUAAAUGAUGACUUAAUCUCAGAAUUUCCUGACAAAUUUGGAUCCUGUGUCCCUCAUACAACUAGACCAAAGCGUGACUAUGAGGUGGAUGGACGAGAUUACCAUUUUGUGACUUCAAGAGAACAGAUGGAGAAAGAUAUCCAGGAGCAUAAAUUCAUUGAAGCUGGCCAGUAUAACAACCAUCUAUACGGAACGAGUGUCCAAUCUGUGCGAGCAGUAGCAGAGAAGGGCAAGCAUUGUAUCCUUGAUGUGUCUGGAAAUGCCAUCAAGAGGUUGCAGAUUGCACAGCUCUAUCCAAUAUCUAUUUUUAUUAAACCCAAAUCCAUGGAAAAUAUCAUGGAAAUGAAUAAACGCCUAACAGACGAACAGGCCAGAAAAACGUUUGAGAGAGCAGUGAGACUGGAGCAGGAGUUCACUGAGCAUUUCACAGCUAUUGUCCAGGGAGACACGCUGGAGGACAUUUACAAUCAAGUGAAGCAGAUCAUAGAAGAGCAGUCUGGUCCUUACAUCUGGGUCCCAGCAAAAGAAAAAUUAUGAAGACAGAUGUUGCUCUUUCUUUUUUCCAUGGUCUCAUCUCUCUGCCCUGCUCUGGAGUCUGUCUUCAGCGUUCCUUCCACACUGACGCAGACCCCUCCUCACGGUCGGCGGUUGUGCCGUCUCUGACAUCUGUGUCCCUUCGUGUUGCGUCAUCUGUACUACUCUGUGUUACUAUUGGUUUCUGGCCACUUUUCAGAACUGAAGAUGAAUGGAUGAAUGGCCUGACCAGCUAUCUAGGGUUUGGGGAGAUGCAAAAUUGUAAAAUUCCUUAAUGUUUAAGGGAAAGUUAACUUCUAAGAGAUUUUCAGAAAAGCUUUGUAUACAUUCUUUUCCAAUCUCAGUACCAACGAAAGAGAAGUGGUUUUAAUCAGUGAUUCAGUGGACCUUGAGCAACUGUGCACGCUUAACUCUAAUAGCAUGGUUUGGCCAGUGUAUUAGCUCUCAAGUUCUUUCCUCAAUUGACUUCUGCUCUUAAAGUAAUUAUUUCAUUAAAAACAUAAGAAAAAUAGGGAUUUAUUUCAGAAUUAAUGUCUGAGUUAACUCAUAAUUUCAGGAGGGCUGUUCGUUACUCAGGACAGGCCUUUAUCAUGUGUGCCCUCCCCUGGGACACUUGCCAGGAAUAACCAUAGAAUGUUUUCAGUCGGCCUCUGCACUCUGUGGAGAGUGACUCAGCGAGUUGUCCGUACACUUUGUGGUCACAGCUCUGUCAAGGCGCAGAGAGCCCACCUCACACACAGAUCUGUAGACGGAAGGCGUUUUGGUGGGUGUGUAGCAGUCAUGGCAGCAGAAAGGAGCCCAAUUCAUAGCCUAAAAUGUUGAUGUAUGCUGAGGGGUCAGAUUUUAAUGACUAUUUUACCCACAAUAACUGCCUAUUUUGUUAUAAUAAAAUAUAUAUAAAUAUAUAUAUAAAACUUUCUUUAACUAAACUGUAACUAUGGGAAUUAUUUUCUUUACAUAGUUGCACACACAAACAUAUAUAUAUUUAAAAUAUAUUUUUCUUUUGCCACCUACUUCUAACUUUUUGUUUGGUUUUUAAAUUAAAUAUUAAUUGAUGAGACUUACCGUCCUUAAUCAUGUGAACUGAAGCAAGUGUAUGGUGGCGAUGAGGAGGAGCCUCUAGGGAGAUUGGAUUGCGAGUCGACGCCAGGCCUGUUCUCCUCUUUCCUACAGAAUUCCAGAGGUUCCUAGGUUUUCUGUCAGUGCUGUGUUCUUGUUGUGGAGUUUGAUUUGGGUCCUCUGCCUUUCCUCCGAGUUCUCCUCAUUUUAUUACUAGACAGACAAACUCCAUUUUUGAGAUUCCCCAAACACUUCAUCUUGCAUAGCUGCACUGAACUAGAAUGCCUCAGAAGUCAGUCCUCUACUCCAUUAUUAAUAUCAUUUGGCUUCCCAUUGCUCUUUGGAAUUGUUAUUCAAUAUGUGAUUUUGGCAACUCCUUAAAAUUUCUUAAAUGAGUACUGGUUUGUAAAGAAUUAUCCAUUCCAUUUAUGAGAAAGAGGAGAACAGUUAAUAAACUUUAUUGUAAAAUCCA